Messenger RNA from Drosophila innubila, 2087 nucleotides. RefSeq lists its product as uncharacterized. NCBI's taxonomy places the organism in Eukaryota, Metazoa, Arthropoda, Insecta, Diptera, Drosophilidae. The record is from RefSeq and is a predicted model, not a curated record. Gene Ontology annotation, molecular function: 8-oxo-dGDP phosphatase activity. The coding region runs from base 360 to 1415 and encodes 351 amino acids. The transcript is spliced from 4 exons.
UCAUCGAAUUGUGUGCGUGUUUUGCAGCACUACGGCUGUGGUUUUCGUUGCGUGCGGUUGUGUUUUGAUGGUUGGUGGUUUUAUCGUUGGUUGUCCAUAUUCCUAAUUACAAUAGAGAAAAUUAAUAAUAAGCAAGUUGUGCGGCCAGCAAACAAAGAGAGUCACUGGCAAGGAAACCAACUUAAAACCAAAACAGCCCCACAAAAAGCAAAUAUAAAUUGCGACACUAUUUGUGUGUUCAAGUUGUUGUUGGUGUGGGAGUAGAAGUGGAGUGGGAGCAAAGGUAGCCGGCGUUUAAAGUGUAUUUGUAUUAUUUACUUUGACUGGCCGAGCCUGUACUCACUUCGUCCUCAGCAAUAAUGCCGUUAACCGAAAAGAACACUCGUCUGUUGAAACAAGCGAAAUUGUUUAAUAAUUUCUACUUGACAGGUUUUCAUAAGGGCGACAUACGUCCAUUUCUGGUUGAGGGACAACAAGUUGGCCUCAUUAAAUUGGAUGUCUUCAAGCAGCUGCUCAAGUAUCCUGAAGUGUUCUGCAUACGUGACUGUGAGCACACCAAGCAGGGACUGGUUGAAUUGAAUCCGGCAUUCCGUGACUACAACGAACGUACCGCACGAUUGGAGAAAGUAUUACGUGAUCUGCGCAGCGAUGGUUCAUUCUCGGCCUUACAUGGCUGGCGGGAUGAAUACUUUGAGGUCAAGUCCGAGCACAAGGGUCUGCUGAAGAUGGAGCGUGCUGCGACGCCGCUGUUUGGGGUACGCAAAUAUGGCGUCGAUAUCAAUGGAUAUGUGAGGCAUCCGCAGCAUGGUCUAUGCAUCUGGCUGCAGCAGCGCUCCAAUACCAAAGAGACCUGGCCUGGCAAAUGGGAUAAUAUGGUGGGUGGUGGCCUAUCCGUCGGUUAUGGCAUCAUGGAGACGGCCAUUAAGGAGGCCGCCGAAGAGGCAUCCAUUCCAAGUGAUCUCGUCAAAAAUUUGGUCUCAGCCGGCUGUGUCUCGUUCUUUUUUGAGAGCGAACAAGGACUGUUCCCCAAUACCGAAUAUGUGUUUGAUUUGGAGCUACCAGUGGACUUUAAACCACAUAAUGCCGAUGGCGAGGUACAAGCCUUUGAGCUGCUGCCAGCGAACGAGUGUGUGGAGCGCGUGUUUACUCCUGAAUUCAAGACGACAUCGGCGCCGGUGGUUAUUGAUUUCUUGAUACGACAUGGCUACAUAACAGCCGAAAAUGAGCUAAACUUUACGCAGAUUGUGGAGCUAUUGCAUGUGCCGCUACAAUCGCUGUACACGUACAAAACUCGACUGGAGCAGAAGCUGCAGCAACAAUCCGCGACACUGCCCAAUGACGAUAGCAACUGCAAUUGUUCUAGCUUGCCAAAAAGACCGCUGGAAAAUGGACACAACAAGAAGGAGUCUGCUUAAUGUGAAUAUUCAAUAGAAUUGCAAAAAAAUAAAUAUGGACAACGAAUAGAUUUUGUAAAAUGACAAGGAAAUUAAGAAAAUGUGGACUAGUUUGAGAGACUGCUUUUGUAGUGGGAUUUGUGAAAUCCAAAAACAACAGCCAAUAAUAAUCAUACAUACAUACAUACAAGUAUAUAAUAUAAAAUCAUAAUGUGAGGAAACAGAAUGAAGAAAAAAGAAAACCAAUCUACCAACCAAACAAAACGAGACAAGUAUAAUCUACUAAAUUAAAUUAUAAAUAAUAAUAAUAAUAUAUCUUAAUGUUAAAUUUUAUGUUUACAUCGAUUUGUGCAAGUCAAAGUGUAUGUGCUGUUUAUAUAUUUGGUAUACACUUGCUUAUAUGAGCUACAUAUAUAUAUAUUUAUGAAAUUAUUUAGAAUAUUUAUUAUAUACGUACCACAUGCAUAAGCAUAAGCUAAAUAUACAUAUUAUAUAUAUAUAGAUACAUAUAUAACCUAUCAUGUAUUUGACGAAAAUGCCCGCAAGCUUACUUAAUAGUUUUGUGCUUUGAUAUUCCAAUCAUGUAAUAAUUCAAAACAAAAUGACGCCACAUUCUUAGAAUCUUUGUGAAGAAAUUAUAACUAUAGAACACAAACGGACAAGUUAAAUAAACAUAUAUGCCUAUAUAACACA